Jaculus jaculus (lesser Egyptian jerboa) is the source of this 806-nucleotide messenger RNA. It is a transcript of the gene Bex1, whose product is annotated as brain expressed X-linked 1. The transcript has 3 exons. The record is from RefSeq and is a predicted model, not a curated record. Gene Ontology annotation, molecular function: signaling receptor binding. Gene Ontology annotation, cellular component: cytoplasm; nucleus. Gene Ontology annotation, biological process: signal transduction. The coding region runs from base 194 to 571 and encodes 125 amino acids. Lineage: Eukaryota; Metazoa; Chordata; Mammalia; Rodentia; Dipodidae.
GCAAAGCGACGCAGCCCUGGGUGCAGUCGUCACUCGCGUCUGGCUACCAGCUCCCCGCUGCCCUGCGCACGGCGGGCUGGCAUUGGGCCCGGGGAAAGCGGAGCAGGUCGGCGGGACUGAGGGGCUCGGCGGUGCACCUCGAAGACAGAGUCUGGAGGAGGAGGGAGAGACGUCAAGGAUAGGCCCAGGAGUAAUGGAGUCCAAAGAGGAACAAGAAGUAAAAGAUCUCAACAUGGAACACACCCAUCAUAAAAUGGAAGAAAACCAGCUAGAUGCUAAUAAAGGGGAGCUGGUGGCUCUGCCUUUGGAAGCUGGUGAACACUGUGUGCCUAGAGGAAGUCGUAGGCGCCACCGUGCUAGGCAGCCCAUCCUGCACUAUAGAUGGGACCUGAUGCAUAGGCUCGGAGAGCCCCAGGCUAGGAUGAGAGAAGAGAACAUGGAAAGGUUUGGGGAGGAGGUGAGACAGCUUAUGGAGAAGCUGAGGGAAAGGCAGUUGAGUCACAGCCUGCGGGCAGUUAGCACUGACCCCCCUCACCAUGACCACCAUGAUGAGUUUUGCCUAAUGCCCUGAACCCUGAGAUUUUCUUGGAGAUAACAGGAUGACUCCAUUACCUAAACUUGCAUAUUCGUGAUGUACCCUUGUAAAUCUUUUGAUGUUAUUUGUCCCUCAUGGGUCUCCUUUUCCCAGCUUUUAAUUAAAAGUUAUGCUUUUGACCCAGUCUAUAAGAUUUUUGUUAGCAGAUUUUAUUGCAUGAAAAAAUGUGCAUUAUAUAUUGUGAAAUUAAUAAAGCAGUUUAAAAAAGCAA